Molecule: messenger RNA, 283 nt
Organism: Hibiscus syriacus
Lineage: Eukaryota; Viridiplantae; Streptophyta; Magnoliopsida; Malvales; Malvaceae
Exons: 4
Coding region: 20-193 (57 amino acids)
Source: RefSeq, a predicted model, not a curated record
AAGAUUCUUCUUCAAAGCUAUGGGAACCCGAGGAGUUAUCGGAGAUAAGUGGUCUAUGAGGAUUCUAUGGGCCUGUGCAAUCGGAAGUGCAAUUGGCCUGUAUAUGGUUGCUGUAGAAAGACAGCAGCAGAACAGGGACCGAAUGAUGGCCGAAAGUUUGAAGGCCAUGGAAUCCGCAGGUGGUGGUGAGUAAAGCUUUGAAUGUUGGCAUAAAUUACGCUUAAACAACUUGUUAAAGAGCUUCCCCAACAUUUUUGAUUGGAGGGAUAUUUUCUCAUUUGGU